AUGAAAUACCACACCCAGCGCUAUCGACUAAGUCAACCCAGUCCCGACCGCAAUGGGGCUGAGAGGCAGCCGGAGCCUCGGUGGCCGUCUGCGUGUCCGCCUCCAGCCUGCAACCGCUGCCGCCAGUACAAGAAGAAAUGUAGCAAAACCCUACCUUCCUGCAGAUCGUGUACGGACGCUGGACGGAAAUGCUCGUAUUUCACGUCAGAUCGAAUAGCUGCGUCGUCACCAGAGGUUCUUCAUGCGCGAAUACAAUGGCUCACGCAAUACAUUGAAGACAACAUACCUGGAGCGGCCGAGGAACGGAACAUGACUUCAAUAUCUCAGGAAGGGUCACAAGUUGGUGACAAGGGUGAAGGGGGAAUGAACUCCCCAGGAAACCUGGUGCGUGCUCAAUCUAAUGGCCAAGUUCAGAAGGCAAGCCCGCCCCUUGACAAUGCGCACGACAAUACAGAACAGAAAAAGGGGACUUCGGUGACGCGUUGGGAGGGGACAGACAGCCAAAGACCACGGUCGCUGGCAUGUCUUGAUGCUUACUUUCACCACGUUCAUCGGGCAUAUCCUUUCGUCGAUAAAGCGCGAAUUAUGCAAGUGCAGAGUGCGAAUGCGAAUGUGAUGUUGAUAGAGAAUAAUGCUGACUCAAUGAUACUCUACCUCAUCCACGCUAUUGGGCGGACGACUCUUGAGCGAUCAGGAAAGAUUAGUCCACUGACUGGGAAAGAGGUUAAACUACCGUAUUCAGUCAUUCUUCAAUAUUGCAUAGAGAAUGAGGGCAUGGAUUCAGUUCAAAUUCUUCUAUUACUGACGUUGUAUUCACUUUUUGAUCCCGACGGCCCUUCUCCGUGGAUGGUUGUUGGAAUCCUGACGCGGCAAGCCAUGGCACAGGGUCUGACUUCACAGCGCACAACGUGCGCAGACCAUGCGUUGCCAUCAGAGGAGCAGUCACAUCGACUGUUUUGGAGCGUUUAUGUAUUGGAUCGCAUGGUCGCGUCCUCCGUUGGACAGCCUCCCGGGCUGUUUGUGCCGGACAUUCAUGUCCCACUGCCAGCCGUGACGGUUACUGAGUUUGCCUCGGCGCAGCGAGCAGAGAUUUCGAGUAUGUUGCUGGUAACGCGCCAUGUCAUCCAGCUACGUCGUCUCGAGAGCAAUAUUAUGGAUGCGAUCUUUCUACGUCCUCGGGCAGAUGUGCGGUCCUUGUCUCCUUCCGAUCGCACCGCUAUUGUUAGCGAUCUACAUUACGCAGUGGAUAACUGGUACAGUGAUGGAUGCCUCAUUUCUCGUCCAGAACCAAGUAAUGUUAGGAUCCAUGACACCAUGGCGUGGCUUAACGCACGUUACUAUCAACUACUGAUGCUGAUCUAUUAUCCGACACCAUUCAAUCAACCACCACGUCCAGGGUCUCAUGAGCACCUCUUGAAUGUCGUUCAGAAGUAUAUUCAUUACAGCCAUAUAUUGCUGGAACUGGGGCAACUGCCGCUUAACUACAUAACGUUAACCCGAUGCGUCCCUGCAUGCCUUGUCCUUCUAUACUGCUUUGGUCAUGCAGCGAGCACAGUGUUUUCAGCCAAGCAAGAGAUACAAAGCUGUAUAGCGAUUCUUCAGAGCUUCUCCAGCGGCUGGAAUCAUGCCAUGGCCUUGGCCCGAAUUAUGACAGACUUUUCUUCCGUGGUCUCUAUAUACGAAAACCGAUCUGCCAGCUGUCUUGUGACUUUACAAGCACCAACCGUUUUGCAACAUACCGAACAACGAUCACUUUACCCACGCGUGGUUUCACUUAGAGAAGAGCUAAUUGAGGUAGGUGGACGCAUCAUGGGAAAGGCCAAUUGCUAUCAAUGCAUAGAAGGCUGGGAUGCGCAGGCAAUCAGCUCGGGCUCUUCGGACGGCUCAUCCUCAACCGAUGCUACCGUGACGAGGGACAUUGCAGCUUUGUCUUCACCACUGCCUAGGGAAAUAGGAUGGGACUUCUUAUAA
This is a messenger RNA of Aspergillus nomiae NRRL 13137, 1971 nucleotides long. Its product is annotated as Zn(II)2Cys6 transcription factor. Lineage: Eukaryota; Fungi; Ascomycota; Eurotiomycetes; Eurotiales; Aspergillaceae. The record is from RefSeq and is a predicted model, not a curated record. Gene Ontology annotation, molecular function: DNA-binding transcription factor activity, RNA polymerase II-specific; zinc ion binding; sequence-specific DNA binding. The coding region runs from base 1 to 1971 and encodes 656 amino acids. The transcript has 2 exons. Gene Ontology annotation, biological process: DNA-templated transcription; positive regulation of transcription by RNA polymerase II.